Molecule: messenger RNA, 3443 nt
Organism: Daldinia decipiens
Lineage: Eukaryota; Fungi; Ascomycota; Sordariomycetes; Xylariales; Hypoxylaceae
Product: glycoside hydrolase family 2 protein
Exons: 4
Coding region: 385-3027 (880 amino acids)
Biological process (GO): glycoprotein catabolic process; carbohydrate metabolic process
Molecular function (GO): beta-mannosidase activity
Source: RefSeq, a predicted model, not a curated record
CCCACUACAUAUCAACCUUCCACAUACCAUAGGAGGUAGUUACCUUUUAUAGGCACAUAUCUAUUACUCUACGUGGUUGGUAGUUACGAGCUAUCAAAUUAAGCCUUGAUAUGUCUCGGUCUCUGUAUCCUAAUACGGAUAUUUGAAUUGUCCUCUGAGGAGGGUCCUAAUGCCGUCUUGCAACAUGACAGGGAUGUCAUAAAUAACAACCCUUAUGGACCUCGUUUGUAUUCUGAACACUUGUACUCUGAACUCAUCGGGUAUCCGUACAACCUCGUUUAAAAGGAGGAUCUUCUAUAGGUCUGAAAUGAUCAAUUUCAAUUUGAAAAAAGGGUUUGACAUUCUAGGUGUCAUCUAGUCAAUUUGAUUCUACUUCCACCCACCAUGACUCCCACCAAGCACAUUCUAGAUCAGGGGUGGACUUUUCAGCAAAGCAACAGUUCCUCAGAUGACUGGCUCCCAGUGCAAAAAGUUCCAAGUCAGGUUCAUAUAGACUUACUAGCCAACAACAAGAUCCCAGACCCAUUCAACGAUCUCAACGAACUAGCUGUACAAUGGAUUGCUGAGAAGGACUGGACAUACAAGGUCCAAUUUCAGAGGCCCCCGCGUCCUGUAGUUGAUGGAUCGCUCAUCACGGAUGUUGUCUUCGAGGGUCUUGAUACCUUUGCAACAGUACUGUUGAAUGGAAGUGAGAUCUUGAAGUCAGAUAAUAUGUUCUUGUCUCAUCGAGUAGAGAUUUCCAACCUCCUUAAGGAUGACAAUAUUCUCGAAAUCAAAUUUGACUCGGCUUUGUUACGGGGCCGGCAGCUGGUAGAAGAGCACAGCCAUGAGCACACGUUCUACGUACGGCAAACAGAAGUCGGUCGUGUUCCUGUGAGAAAGGCUCAAUAUAAUUGGGGCUGGGAUUGGGGACCGAUACUAAUGACGGCUGGGCCCUGGCGGCCAAUUUACCUAGAACAAUACGUCUCAAGAAUUGAUGACGUUUGGACCCAUUACGAAGUUAGUGAAGACCUGAAAAGAUGUUCAGGUCGCAUCCUUGCCAAAGUUGCUGGUGCAAGUCAAAAGUCAAUCGUAUUUUCAGUAUCUUUCGGAGGGACGACUGUUUGGGAAAAAGAAUGCACCAUUGACUCCGAUAGGCUUGCUGAAACAGAGUUCCAGAUCGACAACCCAGAGUUGUGGUAUCCAUUUGGUUACGGUCAGCAAGUCCGUUACGAGCUGAAGGCAACCAUUGCGGGCAACGAAAAAACCAAACUUAUUGGUUUCCGGCGAAGCGAAUUGGUCCAGGAAAAGGACGAGUUUGGCAAGUCCUUUUACUUCCGCAUUAACGGAAUCGACGUGUUCGGUGGUGGAUCGUGUUGGAUCCCCGCAGACAGUUUUCUCUCUCAAAUCCCGGCACAACGAUACCGCGACUGGAUGAAGCUCAUGGUGGAGGGGAACCAGCAUAUGCUUAGAAUCUGGGGCGGUGGAAUUUAUGAGGAUGAUACCCUUUUUGACGCUUGCGACGAGCUCGGAGUCCUUGUAUGGCACGACUUCCAAUUCGCAUGUGCCAGUUAUCCAACAUAUCCCUCCUACUUGGAAUCUAUUGAGCAAGAAGCACGACAAAAUCUUCGCCGGCUGAGGUCUCAUCCCUCUUUAGUGAUAUGGGCCGGAAAUAAUGAGGACUACCAGGUCCAGGAGCGCUACCAUCUUCACUACGAUUAUGAAGGGGAUAAAGAUCCUCAAUCAUGGUUGAAGUCUAGUUUCCCGGCCAGGUACACAUACGAGUACCUACUGCCAAAGAUCGUUAAGGAAGAGGACCCAUUCAUGAUCUAUCACCCAAGUAGCCCCUGGGGAGAUGGAAAGCACACUACCGAUAAGACAGUAGGAGACAUUCAUCAAUGGAAUAUAUGGCAUGGUGCGAUGAAUAGAUAUCAGGAGACUCAUCUACUUUCUGGCCGAUUUAUCAGCGAGUUCGGGAUGGAGGCUUACCCGCAUCUCGAAACAAUUCGUGACAUGAUUAAAGACACACAACAACAGCACCCAGGAUCCAUGAUGAUGGACUUUCGCAAUAAAGCUAUUGACCAUGAGCGCCGUAUGAUAACAUACGUUGCAGAGAAUUUCUUGGUGAAAUAUGACCUUCCGUCAUAUACCCACCUCACGCAAAUUGUUCAAGCGGAAACCAUGUACUUCGCCUACAAGACAUGGCGUCGAGAAUGGGGCAAACCCGGAGCGCGUAAGUGUGGGGGUGUGUUGGUAUGGCAAUUGAACGACUGCUGGCCGACAAUGAGCUGGGCUGUAGUUGACUACUAUCUCGUCAAGAAGCCAGCUUUCUACGCAAUUGCGAACGCCUUGAAGCCACUGGCUGUGGGUGUGUCUCGAACGUAUCACGAAUGGACAACAGGCCACGCCGAUCCCACUUUGCCCUCUCGAGACUCUAAAUUCGAUCUCUGGGUAGUAAGCAAUCGACAAGAAACAGCCCAGAUCGAAAUAACCCUACGAUUCAUCUCGGUUCGGACAGGACAGGAUAUUCAGUCCCCUGUAAAACUUGAUACCGUAUCGGCGCAGCCAAACAGCACAACAGAGAUCUUUCAAGAUCAUGCUACCCCUAUGCUAGAAUCUCGGUUAGCUAAUACUACGCAGCCAUUCAACCCAGCGAAAUACGAUCCCUAUAUAAUCCACGCUAUCGUCAAAGAAGAUGGCCAACUGAUUGCGACCGAUACCGCGUGGCCACAGCCACUGAAGUACUUGGACUUCUCCGAUCGAAACAUAAAAUUCAAAGCCUUAUCUACCAACAAAGUCGGCAUACUCUCUGCUCGCCCAGUAAAGGGAUUUGUUUUCGAAGAGACCCGGGACGUAAAACUAAGCGAUAAUGGGUUCGAUCUCGUCCCGGGUGAAGAGAAGAUUGUACAUGUAUCCGGGGCGGCUUUAGACUCUUUACGCUACACCUACAUUGGAGCUCCAGAGGCGUCUUUGAAAAUGUCGGUGUCCACGUCGGAAGGGAGCUGGACGGCAUCGGUCGCUAGUCUUGUGUCAAAGAUCACCUCUUGAGGAGCUAUGUAGAAAUAAGGAGACGCUACACAUGUAUCUAUCUUGACGCUUACUUUUGGCGGGAUGAUCGACGUGCCAGACUAAAGGUCCGACCCCAUACCUAUACGGAGAAGUUUAUAUUAGACUGCCACCUGGUCGGCCUGAGUCAUUAAUUUAAAAGACUGUUAGUCCGAGAUCUCUUUAUACCACUAAAAAUAGUCAUGGAACCUGACUGAGAUGCUCAUGUUAUCGUCUUGUCUGGGUUUACGAACCAAAUUUGGACGCUGGAACUAUCAGAAUCAAAUCAAAUCCCACGAAAUAUGUCAUGUAAAGUUCCUUGGGCUUUUACGAACUUCAAUCCCCAUCUUAUUAGGUAUGAGAUCGUCUUGUUAUGAGUAUUGCAGUCAAAUGCACCUCAUUUUCAUAUGCAUUCCAAA